Scomber japonicus (chub mackerel) is the source of this 1811-nucleotide messenger RNA. It is a transcript of the gene nfil3, whose product is annotated as nuclear factor, interleukin 3 regulated. Lineage: Eukaryota; Metazoa; Chordata; Actinopteri; Scombriformes; Scombridae. The record is from RefSeq and is a predicted model, not a curated record. Gene Ontology annotation, cellular component: nucleus. Gene Ontology annotation, molecular function: DNA binding; DNA-binding transcription factor activity. Gene Ontology annotation, biological process: regulation of DNA-templated transcription; DNA-templated transcription; circadian rhythm. The transcript is spliced from 2 exons. Bases 299 to 1669 code for a protein of 456 amino acids.
GUGUGUUUGAGCCUCUGCCUGGCCACGUGUUGUGAUUACAGCUGUAGGUAGUCCUUUGUUCCUUCCUCUCUGGAUGUAUGGAAGCUUGGAUUCCCAAAACAGGCUGAGUUGCCUUUUUUAGUUCCACUCCACUGGAAAGAGAUAUUUUAAACCCAGGAGAAGAGGUUAUUACUCUUUAAGAUGAUUUUUUUACUUCUGGUGGAUUGAUCCAAUGUGGAAGUUACUGUUACUGUAUAUAGACAUCAUGGUGUACAGUUAAAGACUUCUGAGCAUAUUGACAGUAGCAAACCAAGAUAAUAUGCAAUCAAUCAAGCAAGAGAUGGACUCCAGUGAGUCCUACAGUGGAGACGAUGCCUUGGUCCUAGCUGUGGCCUUACAAGGGGGUAACAGAGACCUAAUGGGCCAUAAAAUCUCUGCUAUGCCAUUCAAGGCUAAAACUACCUGUCGCAGAAAAAGGGAGUUUAUCCCAGACGAGAAGAAAGACAACGUUUACUGGGAGAGGCGGCGCAAAAACAAUGAAGCAGCCAAGCGCUCCAGAGAGAAGCGGCGCAUCAAUGACAUGGUGCUGGAGAACAAGCUGAUGGCUCUGGGAGAGGAGAACGCCUCCCUCAAAGCUGAGCUGCUGUCACUCAAGCUGAAAUUUGGUCUGGUGAGCUCGGCAGCAUACGCACAGGAAGUCCAGAAGUUAUCCACCACCGCCAACCUCUAUCAGGAGUUUGUCACACCUAAUGAUGGCCAUGCUUCUUCUAGCAGGGAUUUGGAACCUAUUCACCUACGCAGCAGCUGCAUAUCAGUCAUCAAGCAUUCACCUCACAUGCCUGAGACGUGUACGGCAACUCAGGGUAGCUUAACUGUCUGCAGGAACACAGAGGUCAAGCCAGAACCAGCAGAGAAUGGCACUUAUGCACAGGAGAGGAGCAGUCCCUAUGAACUCUAUAGGAACUACAUGGCCAGCCCUUUGUCCAGAGUCUACUCCCAACCUGCUUCAUUCCUGCAGAUCACCAGGUCAUCCAGUAACUCUCCCAGGAGCUCAGACGAUGGUGCUGUAAGCAAAUCAUCAGACGGUGAGGAUGAGCAGCAGGUCCCCAAAGGUUUGAUUCCAUCUGUAGCUGACCCAAGGAGCGUCAUCGUCUCCACACACAAAGUGCCAGAUGCAAGUUGUUCAGCUUUGCCCCAUAAACUACGGAUCAAAGCCAAAAGCAUCCAAAUCAAAGUGGAGGCCAUCGACCCUGAAUACGAGUCAUCCGGAAAGUCGUCCUCUCCCAUUAACAUUUUAGAGGGGAGAUGCUAUCAGACCAGUAAGGACUCUUCAGAGUACACUCAGUCUCCUCUCUGCCCUUUGUCAGUACAGGUCACCAACAUGCAAGACUGGAGCCAGCAGUCUGAGCAGUGGCACAAAAGCAGCACAGAAACACUGCAAGAUGGCUGUAAGAGAAGCAGGAGAAGCCUGAGCCCCGUGUCUAGCAAAACCCUUGUGGAUGUAAAAGAACCUUCCUAUGCACACUCAGACACUGAGGACUUGUAUCUAAAGCAGGGCUUUGCCAACCUGUCUGCUAAAGUGGCCUCUCUGAAAAGACUCAUCACAACACAGCAAGGGACUGUGAUCGAGUCAAUCAAAAGCACCAGUGAUCAUCACCAGUCUUUAUCAAAAGGUUGUUUCCCUGAAUGACUUUUGUAUGUUCUGCAUUUCCACUGUAUUCGCUGUUGCACUGUGUGGUUGAUAUUAGAGUUAAGCAAUGUUUCCAUUACUGUAUAUUUUCAAAUAUAAGGUGUUGAAAUGAGUCAUGAACAGCUGAUCACUAAUAACAGCU